This is a messenger RNA of Xiphias gladius (swordfish), 3992 nucleotides long. It is a transcript of the gene trip6, whose product is annotated as thyroid hormone receptor interactor 6. The transcript is spliced from 11 exons. Gene Ontology annotation, biological process: cell-cell adhesion. Bases 201 to 1925 code for a protein of 574 amino acids. NCBI's taxonomy places the organism in Eukaryota, Metazoa, Chordata, Actinopteri, Istiophoriformes, Xiphiidae. Gene Ontology annotation, cellular component: focal adhesion; stress fiber. The record is from RefSeq and is a predicted model, not a curated record.
UUAUUAAAGAUAGUAUUUUGCUAUCAUCCUUCAUUAUGGGUCAUUGUAUCACGUGAAUGGCAUGUUUUACACAUACGUGACGCACAAAGGAAAGAGUUGGACGAACAACUGAGCAUUUUAGUCUCUGUUCAUUCGUAUGAGACGUGAAUGUUGCUAUGAGACCGAAGGGAAGAGGGGAGUCACUGUAAGAGAAGCCCGCCAUGUCCGGUCCCACCUGGCUUCCACCGAGGACUCUGGACAGCCCAGAGCGAACCGUCCCCCAGAUGUCCCACUCUGCUGCAUCAGCAAUCUACCGAGUCCCCAACAAGAAGGGCGGGUCUGACUUCCGGCUGAAAUACGGUGCCUAUGACCAGAAUGGAGGAGGAGGGGGAGGAGGAGAGAUGGCCAACAGGUACAUGGCUACUGGACCCACAGUAGGCGGACCCAUUCAUCAUCCGUCUAGCGAACACUAUUACUCCCCUCCCCAUGGUCCCAAGGAAGACCGCAACUGGAGCCCUCACAUGGACAGCUACGAGCUGAUGCAUCGUGGAUCUGAAAAGCCAGUGAGCUAUCCCUCUAAAAUCGAUGCUGAUAUUGACUCCCUCACAAGUAUGCUUGCUGAUCUGGACAGCCACCCACAGGACUCCAGCGCACAACUGUACGACAAUGUGCCUUACAACAAAUACCUCUCAGGGGAUCACUACAAGCCUGCACACCAGAGCGCACCCCCUCCUCAGGGUCGGCCAUCCAUGGGCUACCCCCCUCACCCCCAGAGUCAAUACCACCCGGCGCCCCCCUACCCCAGUGAGCACCAGACACCUCAGUACUCCACUUCCCACCAGCAGGACUACUACUCCUCUUCAACCCCUAAACCCUACCCUCAGCCCGUUCCAGCCUCCUACACCACCGCCUCAACUCCUACCGGGCCCAGGUUCAGCGUCCAGGUCAAGACGGCACAGCCUGUGACCUACUCGCAGACGGGUAGGCAGGCUGAACAGGCCUACACCCCGCCCCCUCCUCGCCAGCAUGUGUCACGCCCCCCACCCCAGACUCAGGCAAGUCCUCAGGGCUGGUACCCUCCACACCCCAGUUCACAAGCUCAGGAUUUGCACUCUGAGGCGGGCUACAAGGGAAGUGGUUUAGGGUCUGGAGGAAGAAUCAACCAGGUUCCGAUGUCUAAGAGAGGGAUGGAAAAUAAUCAAACUGGGUCAGGAGCUGCACAGAAUCCUGCUUAUCAGUCCAACAAGCAGGGGAUAGCAACAACCAGGCCUGAGGAAGAGUUGGAUCGACUCACCAAGAAGUUGGUGUAUGAUAUGAACCACCCACCUGCAGAGGAAUAUUUUGGUCGCUGUGCACGCUGCGGUGACAACGUGGUCGGUGAUGGCAGCGGCUGUAUCGCCAUGGAGCAGGUGUUUCACGUGGAGUGUUUCACGUGUAUCACCUGCCACGCCCGUCUCCGAGGGCAACCCUUCUACGCCCUGGACAAGAGGAGUUACUGCGAGAGUUGUUACAUUAGUACACUAGAGCGCUGUUCAAAGUGCUCCAAGCCCAUCCUGGACCGUAUCCUGCGGGCCAUGGGAAAGGCCUACCAUCCUCGCUGUUUCACAUGCGUGGUUUGUAACUGCUGCUUGGACGGGGUGCCCUUCACCGUGGAUGCCACCUCUCAGAUACACUGCAUAGAGGACUUUCAUAGAAAGUACGCGCCUCGCUGCUCGGUGUGUGGUGAGCCUAUCAUGCCUGAACUGGGCCAGGAGGAGACCGUCAGGAUAGUGGCUCUGGACCGUAGCUUCCACGUCAAUUGCUACGUCUGCGAGGAAUGUGGUCUCCUGCUGUCGUCUGAAGGGGAGGGUCGAGGCUGUUACCCGCUGGACGGCCACAUCUUGUGUAAAAGCUGCAGCGCUCGCCGCAUCCAGGACCUCUCGGCCAAAAUCUCCACUGACUGCUAACAAACCACCUGCAUCAGCGCCACCGUUUCAGCACUCUCACUCUCACAAAUCCAUUGACAGCCAACAUAUUACACAUGACUGAUGACUGAUAUCACAGACAGGAUAUGCCCCUGCUUUGUUCUGUCAAGUGAAUUACUUUUUUGUUUUUUCUUCGGUUCCUCUGAUUAAGAAUGGACAAACUUUGCUAUAGUUCCCUCUGUUGGUUUGCAGCUGCAAGUCCAUUCACAGAAGAACAUUUUCUGUUUUAGUGUUAAUGAUUCAAAUAAGAGAGUUGCGACGGAGCAACCACUUCACUAAUCUUAUUUCAUUCAGAUGUCCUAACACAUCUUUCUUUUCUUUUCUUUUUUUUUUUUUUGGUACACCGCUACCCCGCUACCCCGCUUUUCAUGUUCAGCUCAGUAUUAGUACGACAAUGGCCUGACCUGCAGGCAGCUUGGGCUCCACUUACCAUUUAUUCACACCGGUACUGCUCACCUAGUAGCUUGCACAUUGUUAUCACUCAGAUUAUCACUGUCAAAGACAAUGAAAGUAUGGAGGGGUAUUCCAGAUUUAGGCCUAAACAUUAGUAUUUUUGUCGAGAAGUGGCAUAAAUGAAAAUUAGGACAAUGGCUCGUCUAGACCCGUCCAAGCGAUGGGCCCUGUACAUUUGUAAAACACUAAACGUCAAAUUUCAGAACUGCCUCAAAACAAGCAUUUUUAAUAGCACAUAAAGCAACAACUGUGACUGUACAUAACAGACUGGUUUGGAGAGCUUGUAGCCUUUAGUGCAGUGAAUCUUUGCAGUGAGUAGUCUCAUAGAACGAGAUUGUAGACGAAAGGAAUGUGUAGUUAACUUUACAACCUACAACCCCAUAUUUUUUUCUUUUGAACUUUUACUGAAUUCUAGUUCAAUAUUUGCUUGAACACACUGCAUUCGUGUCAAUAUUCAAACAUUGCAAUAUUAAGUUGUUUAGUUGAUCAAUCAAAGCUCAUAACAGGAUAUUUGCCUUUUUUUUUUUUUAAUCAUCAUGAAUAACAUGCUUGAAUGUCUACGAUACACAAUCUUGCUUUGGUUUUUGUUUUAAUAUUUGUUGUUUGGUUGAUACUUGACUGUUACAUUGAAGAUGAUGGUGCAAUGAAGUCAAAUGCUUUCUUCUGUCUAAAGGAAAACAGGGUGUUGGUCACACAUGCGGCUUGAAACCAUCCUACUAUAUGACGCUUGAGCCUCAUGUGAAGAGUCUUUAUAUGGGCGGAAAGUAUGAAACUGAAGUUGAAGUAAGUUUAAAAGCAUAUUGGGUCAAUUCACUUACUUGAGAAGUACUUUUACAUACUGGUUAUUUACAUUAGAUGAAAUAAAAGUGGAAUAUAAUGUGAUGUUUUUCCCUUGAAAAAAUGGAUAGUGAUUUUUGGAUUACAAGUCUUCACAUGUGGAGUUUAUUUUUGUUCAUCCUUGCACUCUCGUGGGCCAAGUUGUCAUAUUUUGAGACUUUAGAGCGAUAGUAUUUGUUAUGAUUGUGUUCAACCGCUGUCUUUCCGUCCUCGUUUUGUAUGUGUGUUACUUAAAGGGCUAGAAAUUUGAAAGCCUUACCUCAAGGAUGUCAUUCAGUUUCAUAAUGACUUUUUUGAAACUGGGUUUGUCUGUGAAUUCUGCUUAUUUUGUGACAGAACUUAAUCCUGGUUAAGCGGUUCAGUUUUCAUCUCCUGUUAAUUUAUCUCAUUGUGUAUAUACUGCAUUAGCCUUAUUCUGCUUUUUAUCAUCAAUGUAAUCAUUUCAUUAUUGCUCAGAUGUGUCCUUUUUAAAGUCCCGAAUCAUGCCAACUCAUCCAUUUAUCAUCCUUAUUGUAUGUUCCAUUUGAAAGGCUAUGAAUUAAGGCUUGUAGGUCAAAACCCACGGUACUGCAGCAGACUUCGGUCCGCUGAUGAAUUCACACUGAGAAGGAGGAGGCCAUUUUGUACUGAAUAAACAGGUUUUUGAAGUAGAAAUGACAGUUAGUUACAUGAAUGGGAGAACAUGUGAACCCAAGGGUGGAUUUACUCCUAAUGCAGGUUGUAGUAACAUAAUUGAUUAUUAAAAUAUCAGCAAGUUCA